CGCCCCUGCAUAAAAAAAGACGCGAGCCGGCAUCGCACUUCGCUCCAUCCACCACCAAACCCUCAUUUCACCCAGCACCUACCACGGUCAAGCAGCCACGCCAGCCAGAGCGCGCUGCACCCCCACCUCGCCGCCGAGCAAGCACCCAGCGCACGAGCCGGCCCGGCCAUGGAGGUGGAGGCGUUCCCGAUCGGGUUCACGAGGGGCGUGCGCGCGCACUGGCGCCGGCGCAAGUACCAGCGCCUGGAGGCCGGCGAGGGCGGCGGCAGCAGGCCCCAGGGCACGCAGCGCCUCGGCGGGGCGCGGCGAGUCGGGUGGCGCGUGCGGCUGCGCGGGCUUCUCGUCCGGCGAGCGCGGGCCGUCCGCGCGAUCGUGAUGGCGCCGCGGCGGCUGCUGGCGCGCGCGCGGGACGCGUACGUGGGCGGCAUGCUGGCCGUGGCCCGGAAGGCGUCGGCCACGGCGCUGCCCGGCGGCGGGCCCGAGGGGAUCUGGGCCAGGCGCGUGCCGCGGCGGAAGCAGCUGCCCUCGGCGACGGCGGCGCGGACGUCCGAGUUCGAGCAGCGGCUGGUCAUGGAGAUCUACAAGUCCAUCGUCGCGUCCAAGGAGCUCACCACCAUGCUCCACUCCUCCACCGCGCACCUGCAGCCGCCGCCCGCGCGCGCCUAGCUGCCUAGGCUGUUGCAACCGGCAUCCGGACGGAAGCUGGGAUUUUUAAUCUUGCAGCUGUCAAUCAGCACAGCUGCAUGUAUGUGCGUCAUGUUGAUCGAUCGAUCGGAAGAGAGGUUUUUCAA
Triticum dicoccoides is the source of this 791-nucleotide messenger RNA. RefSeq lists its product as uncharacterized. The coding region runs from base 169 to 666 and encodes 165 amino acids. The record is from RefSeq and is a predicted model, not a curated record. Lineage: Eukaryota; Viridiplantae; Streptophyta; Magnoliopsida; Poales; Poaceae. The transcript has a single exon.